Molecule: messenger RNA, 6324 nt
Organism: Brienomyrus brachyistius
Lineage: Eukaryota; Metazoa; Chordata; Actinopteri; Osteoglossiformes; Mormyridae
Product: putative protein CRIPAK
Exons: 2
Coding region: 1919-4006 (695 amino acids)
Source: RefSeq, a predicted model, not a curated record
CACAUGAUUGGGGUAAGCAGAGCCCCUUGGAGGGGAGCGACGUUGGACGAGCAGGGCAGGGCAGUGGCCUCCAGAGGACCAAAGCCAUGCGAGUCCGGGGUUGCAAGGCCAGCACUGCUGAGGAAUGCUGCUCGGCAGAAUCAAGAGGGCUCUCUCAGCGGGUCGCGGCAGUCAUCGCCAUGGUGACCCUGAUCCUCCCCCCAAACCCUCAAAGAGUCAAUCCAUCUUCCAUGGCAAAGAAACGCAAAGUUUACAGCUUUAAAUAUUCAAGGCUCAACAAAGUUUGUCUAGGGACACUAGAGAAUAUAAUGACACGUUCCUAUAGCCAAUAUUUAACACUGUUCUGUAUCAAGGCAAAAUUCACCCAAGGGCCAUCCAUCCAUCCAUCCAUCCAUCCAUCCUUCCAUCCAUCCAUUCCCCCAUCCUUCCAGUCAUCUUCACAAAAUGAAUGAACCACUUCUCCUGUACAGGGCCUUGGUGAGCCUGGAGUCUUUCCCAGGCUGCACUGGGCAUGGCGACACCCUGGACGGGAUGCCAGUCCAUCAAAGGGCAUCAUGGGACAAUUAAGUAAAAGUUACGGUAGUGAGGGUCAUUAAGGGACACUGAGAGCUACGUGUUUUAUUAACAAUGCGCAGUCGGACCGGGGGCUGAAAACUUCCGCCUCGAGGCUCCAUCACAGGAAGCAAAACAGGACCCGCUGGAGAGAGCUUGCCGCGUUCCAUGUCCCAACACCGAGUGGCCAGCGAUUAAGGCUGGAACACGGGGCAGAAUAACACAAAGCGUGGAGCCUUUUAACAAACGGUAACAAAAACCGGACUCUUGGAUCUCCAUGACAGGAAUGAUACUUCAAAAUACUGGAAGGCAUUUCACUGCCAAAUGAUUCAGAGGCCAGUUUUUAAAGGCGGCACAACUCCAGCAGAGGUAGGUCAUCCCUCCAUCUUUCGGGACAGCAUCACGGGCAGCCUGUAGGGUGCCAGGCCAGCAAGGGUCAUUCCUAAUUCACCAGAACCGUGAGGUUUUGGACUUGUAGAGGAAAAGCCCAGAGAUGACAGGCAAACUCUAAGUUCUGAGCCAGAGGGUGCGAACCGAACCCACUGGUGCUGGCAGUGUGAGACCACAGUGCUGCCCACCAAACCACCACACCAGCCUAGCAGGACACACGCUACAUUAAUGACGGAUAUGCAGAAGUAAACACUGCACAUUUGCUGUGUCACGUCCUGCAGCAAAAGGCACUGACUGCUCACAGCAUUUGGCCAUUUCUCAACAGAGGCCGCCAGCACAUUUCUUCUCCUAUGAAAGUUUGGAAGUUCGGGCUGCUAAACACAUUUUCUGAUGAUAAAAUCCAGGAAGAGUGACAGGCGUCACUGCUGGGAAAGCACAGAGCCAGCCACACACUGUCUCCGGUGGGAUAGUGGUGAGGAGAGAGACAUCGCUGUAGGAGACUCCCAUUAGCGUCAGAUCUUACUACCCAUGGCGCCCUGAGAUCACAUGUAUGUGUAUACAUGAGUGCCACCUGUAAAAAUAACAGAAGAGUCUCUUAUUCUCCGUCAUCAAUUUACUUCUGUCAGUUUCCUGUUUCGUGGCUGAAAGAAACUACAGAUGUAGACACAUGGUGCUGGAAAUGUGGGGCAGGCAACAGUAACUUUGGAUGGACUGGGUACAGCCCCCUCCAGUCCUCCAGCUCAUGUCCCUGAAACACGGCUGAAAGCUGAAUGCCACUGAUUGUUUUUCCAAAAUUAACCAGAGGGGGCGCUUUACGACGGAUGGCCUUAGAGGAUCCUUCCCUCUUCUUCUCACCAGUCUCUCUCCCAGCACUUGCCCUCCUCCCCUCUCUCUGACCUCUGAUAUAAACAGGGCUGCCUUUGUGCCCCUGCUCUGUAAUUCCCAGUAGCCCCCUCCCCCCACCCAACACCCACAAAUGUGCACAGUUCUGUUACUGAAUCAGGAAUUAUUUUUACUGCCCCUUGCUCUAGACUUCAGCUUUCCCUGUCUGCUGUCACUCCCUGUGUGCAGCCACUCCCUGCUGCUGUCACUCCCUCUGUGCUGUCACUUUGUACUGUUGUCACUCUCUCUGUGCUGUCACCACCUGUCCGCUGUCACUCCCUCUGUGCUGUCACUCCCUGUCCGCUGUCACUCCCUCUGUGCUGUCACUCCCUGUCCGCUGUCACUCCCUGUCCGCUGUAACUCUCUCUGUGCUGUCACUCCCCGUCCGCUGUCACUUCCUCUGUGCUAUCACUUUGUGCUGCUGUCACUCUCUCUGUGCUGUCACUCCCUAUCUGCUGUCACUCCCUCUGUGCUGUCACUCCCUGUGUGCAGCCACUCCCUGCUGCUGUCACUCCCUCUGUGCUGUCACUUUGUACUGUUGUCACUCUCUCUCUGCUGUCACCCCCUGUCCGCUGUCACUCCCUCUGUGCUGUCACUCCCUGUUCGCUGUCACUCCCUCUGCUGUCACUCCCUCUGUGCUGUCACUCCCUGUCCGCUGUCACUCCCUGUUCUCUGUCACUCUCUCUGUGCUGUCACUCCCUGUCCGCUGUCACUUCCUCUGUGCUAUCACUUUGUGCUGCUGUCACUCUCUCUGUGCUGUCACUCUCUCUGUGCUGUCACUCCCCGUCCGCUGUCACUUCCUCUGUGCUAUCACUUUGUGCUGCUGUCACUCUCUCUGUGCUGUCACUCCCUAUCUGCUGUCACUCCCUCUGUGCUGUCACUCCCUGUGUGCAGCCACUCCCUGCUGCUGUCACUCCCUCUGUGCUGUCACUUUGUACUGUUGUCACUCUCUCUCUGCUGUCACCCCCUGUCCGCUGUCACUCCCUCUGUGCUGUCACUCCCUGUUCGCUGUCACUCCCUCUGCUGUCACUCCCUCUGUGCUGUCACUCCCUGUCCGCUGUCACUCCCUGUUCUCUGUCACUCUCUCUGUGCUGUCACUCCCUGUCCGCUGUCACUUCCUCUGUGCUAUCACUUUGUGCUGCUGUCACUCUCUCUGUGCUGUCACUCUCUCUGUGCUGUCACUCCCUAUCCGCUGUCACUCCCUCUGUGCUGUCACUUUGUGCUGCUGUCACUCUCUCUGUGCUGUCACCCCCUGUCCGCUAUCACUCCCUCUGUGCUGUCACUCCCUGUCCGCUCUCACUCCCUCUGUGCUGUCACUCCCUGUCCGCUGUCACUCCCUGUCUGCUGUCACUCUCUCUGUGCUGUCACUCCCUGUCUGCUGUCACUUCCUCUGUGCUAUCACUUUGUGCUGCUGUCACUCUCUCUGUGCUGUCACCCCCUGUCCGCUAUCACUCCCUCUGUGCUGUCACUCCCUGUCCGCUCUCACUCCCUCUGUGCUGUCACUCCCUGUCCGCUGUCACUCCCUGUCCGCUGUCACUCUCUCUGUGCUGUCACUCCCUGUCUGCUGUCACUUCCUCUGUGCUAUCACUUUGUGCUGCUGUCACUCCCUCUGUGCUGUCACUUUGUGCUGCUGUCACUCUCUCUGUGCUGUCACUCCCUGUCCGCUGUCACUCCCUCUGUGUUGUCACUUUGUGCUACUGUCACUCUCUCUGUGCUGUCACUCCCUGUCCGCUGUCACUCCCUCUGUGUUGUCACUUUGUGCUACUGUCACUCUCUCUGUGCUGUCACUCCCUGUCCGUUGUCACUCCCUCUGUGCUGUCACUUUGUGCUGCUGUCACUCUCUCUGUGCUGUCACUCCUUGUCCGCUGUCACUCCCUCUGUGUUGUCACUUUGUGCUGCUGUCACUCUCUGUGCUGUCACUCCCUGUCCACUGUCACUCUCUCUGUGCUGUCACUCCCUGUCCGCUGUCACUCCAUCUGUGCUGUCACUUUGUGCUGCUGUCACUAUCUCUGUGCUGUCACUCCUUGUCCGCUGUUACUCCCUCUGUGCUGUCACUCCCUGUCUGCUGUCACUCCCUGUCUGCUGUCACUCCCUGCUCACACCUGUCACGUUUGUAUAUUGCUUCCUCCAGUUCCCAUAUUUCCACAUUAAUCCUAUCAGCUCUUUUCAGUUCUAUACAUAAAAUAUAUUCUCAAAUAUAAAUUCUCAAAACCAUUUAUUUAGUUAGUUUCAUUUAUUUGCAUAAUCCAUUCUUGACAAAUUCUUACAUUCAUUUCAGUUCAAUUCAACAAAACCCACUCUGGUUGGACCAAAAGGGGAAAAUAGCAUCUCAUGAUUAACUAGCUGUCCAACCCUUGAAGGUCUGCUAAUCACAUUAGUCAAUCAGUUACCACUAUGAGCAGGUAAGUCAGUAUUUUUUGACUGGUGCAGUUGUAGUCGCAGGCAGAGUUGUGAAACACUGCCUGUUUGUCUGAGGGGAAAUUCCACCCUGCUUCAUUCCCCUACGAGGCCUACAGGACACGAGUUAUGUAAUUAUGUCCCACGACUGGCACGGCUCAGCCUUGGAAAAGGAUGUUGGGCUCUUUUUGGUUGGCUUGGUAUUUGGUAAGGAUUAGUUACAGGGAAGCAGUAACCACCCGUAACUUUUUUCUUCCCCCCCUGGCAAAGGCGUCGUGAGCAUUUCUGCAGUGUGAAGCAGCUGCCCACACCCCGCUACACAUUUCCUAUCCUGAAGCCUCUCUGCGUAAAACAAUUUUUUACAUGCAGUCCUGGGUUUUCAUUUACAUUUGUAAUUAUGAAACUUUAGUUUUGUUUCAUUCUACAACAAUAAACUGUAAACUGGUGUUUAUUUCAGUUAAGAAUCUCUAAGCAUCCCCUUAUGAAGGAGCAGGAUCUGCAGCCACCAGGCUAUCGCCACAAACCAGUACAGGAGAGACAGUCAGGGCACUACCAUGGAUGUCUGCCACAUUUGCGAUGUCUAAAAGAAACAGACAUUCACAAAAUAACUUGCACAACACAGAACUGGCUAUUUUUCUGGGCCUAUAUCAAAAGUCUCAAAGUUCCAACACGCGACAUGCUUUUUAAUCAUGUUUUUAAGCCGGCACCAAGCUCUGCAAUUUUCCCACCAUUUCCCCUCCUCAGCAAAUUUACCGUCAGAUUAUACAUAUAUGGGGUUUUCUUGUGUCCCCUUUCAGCGCACCUCCCCCCCGGUGAUUUGAGUUUGAGGUCUUGGGCCGGCAAUCUAUUUUCAAAUUCAGAAUAACAUUAGACAAUGCAUUAUCUUGUACUUAGUGGCCUGCUACCAUCAUUACUCUGAAAGAAAUGUUAUAAUUAGGAAAUAUUUGGACUGGAUAAUGCCAAAUUACAUUCUAACAGCAUGUUAGAGCAGCUAUGGCUCAGUUUGACACGCAUGACACAUCAGGGCGUAUUUGGCUGAGGUGUGUUUCCUAUGACCAGUAGGAGAAGUGGGAAAAGUAAAUGGAGAUAAAGAAAAAAAAAUCCAUCCAUCCAUCCCUCUCUCUUCUAGCUGUAUCCUGAUCAGUUGCUGGGGGGCCUGUACCACAAGGCUGGGAUAUACUCUGGACUGGACAGGAUUACCAACUAGCAUAUUAUGACAAAUUCAGGCUAAUUUAAAUAUCAUCCAUUUGCAGGCUAACGAACCCACAUUCCGUCACAGCAGCAGCGGGGGUGGCGGCCAGGGCUGGCACACUGAUGGGCUUUGCAUUUCUUGGAAAGUUCCCAAGGCUGGAUUAGAGUAUGCAAUUCCUUGAUUUUCACACCUUGAAUGGAAAAGAUCAGGUUAUUAGAUGUAUUUUGUUCAUUUUAAUCCUUUAAAGCAGGAUUUUUAGAAUUGGAUCUGUCUUCCAGCUAUUCUCUGUCUUAUAAGAACGAUACACUAUUUCCUGGAAACUGGAAAUUUACCCUGUAAGAGCCGAGAGCAGCCAGACACCCUGUUUAUCCAACCCCCAACCCCACCCGCACGCGUCCCCCCUUAGGUUGACCAUCGAUUCUCCAGCGAAAGCAGGAAGCAGGAAAAAGCGGCAAACAGACAUUUUUUAGAGCCACAGGUGGCAAAUUGUUCAGCUUCUUCUGGCACAUAGAGGCAGACAAGGAGGCAAAGAAAGGAAAAGACUGGCAAAGGGAGGAAAAGAAAGACAAAGAAAGGCAGAGGAGGUGAAAAGGUGUGUGUGUGCGUGGUGUGUACGUGUGUGGUGUGUGUGUGUGUGCGUGUGUGUAUGUGUGUGUGUGUGCGUGUGGUGUACGUGUGCCUAUAUGUGUGUGGUGUGUGUGUGUGCGUGUGUGUGGUGUGUGUGUGUGCGUGUGUGUAUGUGUGUGUGUGUGCGUGUGUGUAUGUGUGUGUGCGUGGUGUACGUGUGCCUAUAUGUGUGUGGUGUGUGUGUGUGCGUGUGUGUGGUGUGUGUGUGUGCGUGUGUGUAUGUGUGUGUGUGUGCGUGUAUGUAUGUGUGUGUGCGUGGUGUACGUGUGCCUAUAUGUGUGUGG